AUGGCCGCUCCCGAGAUUCCUUCCCAGCAGUGGGCUCAGAUCUUCGAGAAGACCGCUGGUCCCAUCGAGUACAAGCAGAUUCCCGUUCAGAAGCCUGGCCCCGAUGAGGUCCUCGUCAACGUCAAGUUCUCCGGUGUUUGCCACACCGAUCUCCACGCCUGGCAAGGUGACUGGCCCCUCGACACCAAGCUGCCUCUUGUUGGUGGCCACGAGGGUGCCGGUGUUGUUGUCGCUCGCGGCGAGCUUGUCAAGGAUGUCAAGAUCGGCGAGAAGGUCGGCAUCAAGUGGCUCAACGGUUCUUGCCUGAGCUGCUCUUACUGCCAGAACGCCGACGAGUCUCUCUGUGCUGAGGCUCUCCUCUCCGGUUACACCGUCGACGGUUCUUUCCAACAAUAUGCCAUCGCCAAGGCCAUUCACGUUGCUCGCAUCCCUGAGGAGUGUGACCUUGAGGCCAUCUCCCCCAUUCUCUGCGCCGGUAUCACUGUCUACAAGGGUAUCAAGGAAUCCGGUGUCAAGGCCGGCCAGUCACUUGCCAUCGUCGGUGCUGGUGGUGGUCUCGGAUCCAUUGCUGUUCAGUAUGCUAAGGCUAUGGGUAUUCACGCCAUUGCCAUCGAUGGUGGUGAGGAGAAGGAGAAGCUUUGCUUGUCCCUCGGUGCUCAGUCCUUCAUCGACUUCACCAAGACCCAGAACAUUGUCGCUGAUGUCAAGGCCACCACCCCUGAUGGUCUCGGCCCCCACGCUGCUCUCCUCGUCGCUGCUGCCGAGAAGCCCUUCCAACAAGCUACCCAGUACAUCCGAUCCAAGGGUACUGUUGUCUGCAUCGGUCUCCCCGCCGGUGCUCAGUUCUCUGCUCCCGUCUUCGACACUGUCGUUCGAAUGAUCCAGAUCAAGGGAUCUUAUGUUGGUAACCGUGCCGAUACCGCCGAGGCCAUCGAUUUCUACCGCCGUGGCCUCAUCAAGGUUCCCUUCAAGACUGUUGGUCUCUCUGAGCUCAACGACGUCUUCAAGCUCAUGAAGGCUGGCCAAAUUGUCGGUCGCUAUGUCGUCGACACCAGCCGAUAA
Molecule: messenger RNA, 1062 nt
Organism: Fusarium coffeatum
Lineage: Eukaryota; Fungi; Ascomycota; Sordariomycetes; Hypocreales; Nectriaceae
Exons: 2
Coding region: 1-1062 (353 amino acids)
Molecular function (GO): oxidoreductase activity; zinc ion binding
Source: RefSeq, a predicted model, not a curated record